Molecule: messenger RNA, 903 nt
Organism: Medioppia subpectinata
Lineage: Eukaryota; Metazoa; Arthropoda; Arachnida; Sarcoptiformes; Oppiidae
Source: the annotation of a GenBank genome assembly
GACGGCGGGUAUGACGAGACGGAUAGCGACCGCUUUAUGAUCGGGUCGUUCCCGAAGGGCUUCGGGUAUCCCGAAGACGACAAUGACAUCCAAUCCAAUGAUGUGACCGAUAGGGCGCUCACCGGCGAAGUCAAGCCCCGCAUACUUAUCAUGGGUUUGAGACGGUAUGUGACACUAUGUGACGGCGGAUAUGACGAGACGGAUAGCGACCGCUUUAUGAUCGGGUCGUUCCCGAAGGGCUUCGGGUAUCCCGAAGACGACAACGACAUCCAAUCCAAUGAUGUGACCGAUAGGGCGCUCACCGGCGAAGUCAAGCCCCGCAUACUUAUCAUGGGUUUGAGACGGAGUGGCAAGUCUUCGAUACAGAAAGUGGUUUUCCAUAAGAUGUCACCCAAUGAGACACUAUUCCUCGAGAGCACUAAUAAGAUCGUCAAAGACGACAUAAGCAACAGUUCGUUCGUGUCGUUCACAAUAUGGGACUUUCCCGGACAGAUCGACUUCUUUGACUCCACUUUUGACUCGGAGAACAUCUUCGGCGGAUGCGGUGCUCUUGUCUUUGUGAUCGACGCACAGGAUGACUAUAUGGAAGCGCUGUCUAAACUGCACCAUACGGUGAAAAAGGCCCAUCAGGUGAACGCAGACAUUAAGUUUGAAGUAUUCAUUCAUAAAGUGGACGGACUGUCCGACGACCAUAAGAUUGAAACCCAAAGAGAUAUCCAUCAAAGAGCUAAUGAGGAUCUGAUGGACAGCGGAGACGAGAAUAUUCUUCUCAGUUUCUAUUUGACAUCCAUUUACGAUCACUCGAUAUUCGAAGCGUUUUCCAAAGUGGUCCAGAAGUUGAUCCCACAGUUGCCAACACUGGAAAAUCUACUCAAUAUAUUCAUUACGGUAUUUGAUUUGAUA